Molecule: messenger RNA, 3461 nt
Organism: Syngnathoides biaculeatus (alligator pipefish)
Lineage: Eukaryota; Metazoa; Chordata; Actinopteri; Syngnathiformes; Syngnathidae
Product: protein-methionine sulfoxide oxidase mical3a-like
Exons: 21
Coding region: 69-3410 (1113 amino acids)
Molecular function (GO): FAD binding; protein binding
Source: RefSeq, a predicted model, not a curated record
UAACCAUCAUCAUCAUCAUCGUCGUCGUCGUGGUGCUUUUUGGGGGAGCUGGGGCGGGGGGCGUCACCAUGGAAACAGAGUCCGACCCAGAAAAAGCCCAGGAGUUGUUUGACGAGUUUGUGUCAGCGUCCACCUGCAGGGCGGCGCUGCGUUCCUUCAGCCAGCUUUGCGAGCAUCUGGAUCUGGAUCCGGAUCCGGAUCACGCCGGCGGCCAGGCCGAACGACCGCUUUACCGGAUCAUCAAGCGGCGCCUCAGCUACUGGAAGGCCAACGCUCUGUGGGCCAAACUGGACCGUCGGGCUUCUCGGCAGGAAUACCUGCAGAACCGCGCCUGCCGCAACGCCACGUGCGCCGUGAUUGGGGCGGGGCCGUGCGGCCUGCGUGUGGCGGUGGAGUUGAGCUUCCUGGGGGCCCGCGUGGUGGUCCUGGAGAAGCGCGACUCCUUCUCCAGGAACAACGUGCUCCACCUGUGGCCCUUCACCAUCCACGACCUGCGCGGACUCGGCGCCAAGAAAUUCUACGGAAAGUUCUGCGCCGGCUCCAUCGACCACAUCAGUAUUCGGCAGCUUCAGUUGGUUCUGCUCAAGGUGGCGCUACUGGUCGGCGUGGAAGUUCACGUCAACGUGGAGUUCAAGCGUGUGGUGCAGCCGCCUCCUGACCAACAACAACCCAAGGCGGGGUGGACGAUAGAGGCGUGGCCAAAGUCUCACGUGGCCAAUCGGCUGCAGUACGACGUCAUUGUGGGAGCAGAUGGUCACAGGAACACCUUGCCCGGUUUUCGGCGGAAAGAGUUCCGCGGCAAGCUGGCUAUCGCCAUCACGGCAAAUUUUAAAAACCUAAACACUCGCGCCGAAGCCAAAGUGGAGGAGAUCAGUGGCGUGGCGUCCAUCUUCAACCAGAAGUUCUUCCAGGACCUCCGACAGGAAACCGGCGUCGACCUGGAGAACGUGGUGUACUACAAAGACGACACCCACUACUUUGUGAUGACUGCCAAGAAGCGCAGCCUGUUGGACAAGCGAGUCAUUUUACAGGACUUUGCGGACACGGAGCUGCUUCUGUCUCGGGCUAACGUGGACCAGAAGGCGUUACGGGCCUUCGCCCGCACGGCCGCCGACUUUUGCACAAACGGGCAGCUUCCUUCCCUGGACUUUGCCGUCAACCACUACGGCCAACCGGACGUGGCCAUGUUUGACUUCACGUGCAUGUACGCGUCGGAGAACGCCGCCAUGGUCUGGAGGCGCCACGGGCACCAGCUGCUUGUUACGCUGGUGGGGGACAGCUUGUUGGAGCCUUUCUGGCCGAUGGGAACGGGCGUCGCUCGCGGCUUCCUGGCCGCGCUCGACGCGGCUUGGAUGAUUCGUCGAUGGUGCCGAGGGGAUUUAGUUCUGGACCUCCUCGCUGAGAGAGAGAGCGUCUACCGUUUGUUGGCUCAGACCACGCCGGAGAACAUGCAGAAGAACUUUGCGGUGUACUCUUUGGACCCGUCCAGUCGCUACGUCAACGUCUGUCUGAGCGUCACACCCGAGCAGGUCCGACACUUGGUGGUCGACGUGGGGGAGGAGGCGGGGCGAGACCCAGAGACGCUUGGCGUCGUGGAAGCGUCGCCGUGGACGCCAGAUUCGCUGUCCGAGUCCAAUCAGCUUCUGCGGUGGUGUCGGGAGCAGACCCGAGGUUACCGCGGCGUUGCCGUGAGCGACCUGACGACGUCGUGGAGGAGCGGCGUGGCUCUGUGUGCCCUUGUUCACCGCUACAGACCCGAACUCAUAGACUUUGACUCGCUCGACCCGGCGUCGGAGGAAGAAAACCUCCGACUGGCCUUUGACCUGUGCGAGCGGGAAUUUGGGAUUCCUCCUCUCAUGACGGCGGAAGAGAUGACGUCGGCGGCGGAACCGGACCCGCUGUCCAUGGUCAUGUACCUCAGCCAGUUCUACCAGCUGCUCCGAGAUGCUCCGCCCUGGACGGUACCGCAGUGGUCCAGUGUGCCACCUUCAGGGUCACUGUCCCACAGUUCAGAGGUCAGAGCGGCCCUGGUGACCCCGGCCUCCCUCCUCAGCAGACUUGGACUCGACCUGUCACGUCAUCAACGCUCCAAGGAGCCCACAGGCAGUCCGGACAAGAAGCAGAAGCGAGACGAGCGGCAGGUGACCACGGCGCAUCGAUUGAUUUGCGAUGACGGUGUCGCAAACGAGACUUCCUUUUUUGCCAAUCAGACUGGCGACGGCCUCGCGGCUCGGGCUCGGGCUCUGGCUCGGGCUCGGGCUCCCGGGUCCCGAGUGCAUUUGAUUGCUGACCUGCUGCAGAUCAAGUUGGGCCACAACGCUUCUUCUUCUUCUUCUUCUUCUUCUUCGUCUUCUGCCGCCGCCGCCGAGCUCUCACUGGAAGUGGACUCCCAGCUGGUUGCCGAGCGCGACGAGACGACCGCGUCUGUCAGCGACGUGUGCUUCUUCUGCAACGAGAAAGUUUACGUGAUGGAGCGUCUGAGCGCCGAAGGGCUUUUCUUCCAUCGGAGCUGCUUUGUGUGCCACGCGUGUCGCGGCACGCUCAGAAUCGCCGCGUACCGCUUCCACGCCGCCAGCGGAAAGUUUUCGUGCGCACAGAGCUGCGGCUCGUCCGCUCCUCGCAGUCCCUCGGCGCUCGGUAACAAUCGCGCGCCGUCGCGUCAGCAGCGGACAUCUUGCACGUCGCUGUCGUCUGGGGUCUCGUACGUCUCCGUGGCAACAGAGUCUCGCCGUUUAUCAGUUUUUUCCGUGAUGUCAGUGACCCGCGAGCGAGUCGAAUUGGAGAACGACAAAGGGGAGGCGGCGGAGAUCCCCGAGGAGAUCCUGACGGGUUUCAACCUGAGCGCCGAAAAGGACGUCCUGACUCGCAGUACUCAGACUGUGUUCACUUCUGAGCGUGAGGCGGGGACGCCGACUUCGGCCCGUCUGGCAUCCGAAGCGGCCCGGAAGGAGGCGCUGGUGGGCCGCGGGGGCGAGGAGGAGGAGAACGAGGAAGACGAAGAGGAGACGUGCAGCGAGGAAGACUUCGGCGACGACACGGGCGACGUCACGCCGCCGCUCGGCGAGCCUCUGCCCUUCCCAAACACGCCGUCCACCGCCUCCUUUGUCACCAAGGCUGACUCCGCCUCCUCCAUCUGUUCCACCUCCCCUUUGGAAAGGGGGGCUCCGUCCGCCGAGCCGCCUGUUGUCACGGAAACCCCGACGGCGGAAGGGGCCGGACCGGCUUCGGAAGACAACCGCUCUCCGGAGAAGGGGGCGGGGACCUGUGGCCCACAUCUCAAAGCCCCACCCUCCUGUCAAUCACACCGGGGAGGAGGGCCCAAGGCUCUGUGGAAGGCCGUGUUCUCCAGGAACAAGAGAAAAGGUACGACGCGACCGUGUCGCCGGUAUGCGCCGGUGGCGACUUCGUAGCUACGGCGGGUCUAGUUGAUGACGUCGCCGCUAUGACGAUUGUUUAAGCUG